This is a messenger RNA of Oncorhynchus kisutch (coho salmon), 1617 nucleotides long. RefSeq lists its product as uncharacterized. The transcript has 5 exons. Bases 739 to 1617 code for a protein of 292 amino acids. Lineage: Eukaryota; Metazoa; Chordata; Actinopteri; Salmoniformes; Salmonidae. The record is from RefSeq and is a predicted model, not a curated record.
AUCUACUUUAAUCUCUCUCAUACCCAAUUAUACAGGUUCUACACAUUCCAUUUCUCCAUGGCAAUAGAAUGUAAACAUUCUAUUUUGCGCCAAACAUCCCUACAACUCAAUUCUAAGUGCAGCAUAUUGGAGGACUCCAGCCAUUGAUCAUUCGCGACUUUAAGUCAUUCCUGUUAUCUCUAGAGCAUCCCGUAUAUCUAUAGCGCUGCAUUUCUUCCCCAUCUUACCAUGGAUAGGGUUUGGUGCAUUCCGGAGUUCACUUAUGGUCCCACAAAGGUAAUCUUAGGAUAAAUUCAUUUUAGCAUACUGUAAAUGCCUGUGCAUAAUGUGCAUAACAAAGCAUCAUUAUUUUCAUUAUUUUCAUUAUCUUCAAAGGAUUUCUGUAGAAGCAGCCUUUAUUUUCAGACUCUGCAGGCCUGCUGGGAGGAAACAUAUUACAAUAAACAGAAGAAGCUCAUGGUCCACUAUCUGCUGCUCCAGAGUCAAGGCCAGGUCCCUCCCCAUGUCACCACGGAGCACAUGAGCAACUGGCUGGGUGUGGAAGGAAACCCUGGAGGAAGGAAACGACCUCGCUCGGCUGGUAAGAGAAUGAGAGUUAGAGACAAACUACAAGUUAGUGAGCUCUUUACUAGCCUUUCAACAACGAGUUAGCACAGCAGAAUAGAUCUGUUGUGAAAUUACACCAAUGGGACUUCCUGUUUCAUACUGCAGGCCUGGGAAGUAAACACUUGCCUAAAAAUGAUGAACAUAGAGCACGAGGCUUUCUGCAAGCUCCGCCGCUCCAUGCACCCCACCUCCCCAGCUGACAUCGAUCCGAAGGUCCACAGCAUCGUGGAGAAAGCUGUGAGAAGCAUUCUGGGCGAGCAGUCCAAUGAGCCCCGUAGCAACCUGCUCAGCCCAUCUCAGGUGGUGGUGGAGGUGGUGCCCAGGCUCCUCCUGGCCCUGUGGCUUCAGCCAGAGGAAGGCCAUUCAGAGCACCCAAUCCUAAUAAGCGGGAUGGCCGUGGGCAUGGUGGCGGCCGUAGUGGAGAAGCUCUCCUGCAUGUUAAAGGACCCUUCCCCUCACAUCCCUUUCUCCCGGGCUGCUGCUUUUGACUCUGUGCGGUCGAUCCUCGGGAGAAUCAGUCAGUCCUUCUCCACCGAUGACCUGCAGAGCCCUUUUUAUAUCAGCUCUGUCUGUGGCUUUGUGGCUGACGAGGUGCAGAGCUGCUUCCAGCCCCCUGCAGCCACCCUACCAGUCCCCCCUGUGCUCACGGUGGCCGUUUCCACCACACUACCAGCUGGCAUCCAAGCAGACCCGGCUUCUUCCCACCUGGAGGUUGAGGACAUCACCCCUAAGAAAGAGGCAGAUCCGGCUUCUUCCCACCUGGGGGUUGUGGACAUCACCACUAACACAGAGGCAGAUCCGGGUUCUUCCCACCUGGAGGUUCAAGACAUCACCACUAACACAGAGGCAGAUCCUGCUUCUUCCAACCUGAAUGUGGUGGACAUCACCCCUAAUACAGAGGCAGCGCCCAUCUCUUCCCUCUUGGAGGUUGUGGACGUCACACCUGAAGAAAGGACUCUCACGAUGGCCGUCUUCGUCACUCUGCCAGCUGACAUCCAAGCAGGUGAGUAA